AUGUCGGCAUUCGAGGAAGGCACCGAUGGCCGUAUCUGCAUUCCGAGCCCGCCUCGCGCGGGUCAGGGGAUCACGGUUAUGAUUGAUAACUAUGACAGUUUUACGUUCAACGUCGUUCAAUUCCUCGUAGAGUGCGGUGCGAACUUGGUGAUUUUCCGUAAUGACCAAGUCACACUCGAGGCGAUUGAGGCGCUGGACCCCGUGAACCUGGUCAUCAGCCCGGGCCCUGGUCAUCCCACGACGGAUGCGGGCAUUUCGCUGGCCUGUAUUGAGCGGUUCCAGGGCCGCAUUCCGAUCCUGGGCAUUUGCAUGGGUCUGCAGUGCACGGUCGUGGCCAACGGAGGCAAGGUCGGCUCCGCUGGCGAGAUUUUCCAUGGCAAGACGUCGAUGAUCCAGCACGAUGGGCGUGGUCUGUUUGCCGGUCUAGGUACAGAGCCAAUUGUCGGGACACGCUACCAUAGCUUGGCGGCGGACAUCAUCGCGAUGCCGUCGUGCUUGGAAGCGACGUCGUGGACCGAGACGCAUGUGCUCAUGGGUGUGCGUCAUAAGGAGUACACGGUGGAGGCGGUGCAGUACCAUCCGGAGAGUGUUAUGAGUGAGCAUGGCCACGAGAUGAUGAAGAACUUUUUGCAAUGGCGUGGCGGUACCUGGAAAGAGAACCCCUCCGCGCUGGCCGCGCCCGCCGCGGCAGCAACGGCGCGAGCAAGCACGUCCUCAGAGACGAUCCUGCAGCGCAUCUACCGCCAGCGCAAGUUGGAUGUCGCCGCGGCCAAGGCGGUGCCGGGCCGCGGCAUGGCCGAGUUGGAGCGGUCGUUGGCGCUGCAAAUCGAUCCGCCGCAAGUAUCGUUCCCCGAGCGUCUGUUGUACAAUACAUCGCCCAGCGCGCCUGGUGUCAUGGCGGAAAUGAAGCGUGCGUCGCCGAGCAAGGGCGAUAUCGCUCCUGAGGCGCAUGCGGGCGAGCAGGCGUUGGCGUAUGCGCGUGGCGGCGCAAAUGUCAUUAGUGUGCUUACCGAGCCGACGUGGUUCAAAGGCACGCUGGAAGACUUGGCGUGGGCGCGACGUGCCGUUGAGCGUCUGCCGCAUCGCCCAGCGAUCCUGCGCAAGGAUUUCAUUGUGGACGAAUACCAAAUUGCCGAGGCUCGUCUGGCUGGCGCCGAUACCGUGCUGCUGAUUGUGGCCAUGCUGGACGAUGCGACGCUUCGUCGGCUGUACGACUACAGUAUGCAGCUGGGUAUGGAUCCGUUGGUCGAAGUAAACAAUGCCGCAGAGAUGCAGCGUGCCUUGGCGCUCAACCCCAAGGUCGUGGGUGUGAACAAUCGCAACUUGCACAACUUCCACGUCGAUAUGGGCACGACCACACGACUAGCCCAGGCCGCGCUGGAGCGGGGCGUCAUCCUGGUCGCGCUCAGUGGCAUUGCGGGCCGGGCAGAUGUGGAGCAGUACCUCGCGCAGGGUGUGCAGGCCAUCCUGGUCGGCGAAGCGUUUAUGCGGGCCGCCAACAAGAGCGCCUUUAUGGCCGAAUUGCAAGGCCGGACGCCGCCGUCACCGACGGCGUUGCGUCCUGUGGUCAAGGUAUGUGGUCUGCGCACGCCAGAGGCGGUCGACGUUGCGAUCGAUGCCGGCGCAGACUUGCUAGGGAUGAUUCUCGCGCCUGGGACCAAACGAACGGUGUCGCUCGACGAAGCGCACGCCAUGGUGUCGCGUGUGCACGCCCGUAGCAGUGCCGUGUCCGCAUCAUGCCUGGCACCUACGCCGCCGCUGGGCGAGACGUGGUUUACGUGGCAUGCGCGACGACUGCAGGAGGCCGCGCAACGCCGGCCCCUGGCCGUCGGUGUGUUCCGCGAUCAGCCGCUGGACGAGAUCGUCACGAUGACCACGGCCCUGCAGUUGGAUGUUGUCCAGCUGCAUGGCCGUACUGAGCCGCUGGACUGGACGCGCUACUUGCCCGGCGUGUUUGUCGUGCGUGUGUUCCACGUCGCGCCAGGCACGAAGCCCGACGAGGCACAGCGAGCGCUGCGCGAAGCGACACGGCCCGGCUACCACCAUGUGAUCCUCCUCGAUACCGCGGCGCCGACAGGUCAUGGCGGCUCUGGCAUCGCAUUCGAAUGGGAGCAUGCACAGGCGCUGGCGACCAGCGAUGAGCCGCUGCCCUUUCUCCUUGCUGGCGGACUUACCCCCGCGAACGUCGCAGAGGCCAUCGCUACGUCCCAUGCAUGGGGCGUCGAUACCAGCUCAGGCGUCGAAACGGACGGGCAGAAAGACCCGGCGAAAAUUCGCGCGUACGUAGAGGCGGCGCGGGCCACGCUAGCCUAG
Messenger RNA from Malassezia pachydermatis, 2313 nucleotides. RefSeq names its product anthranilate synthase component 2. The record is from RefSeq and is a predicted model, not a curated record. Bases 1 to 2313 code for a protein of 770 amino acids. Gene Ontology annotation, molecular function: indole-3-glycerol-phosphate synthase activity; phosphoribosylanthranilate isomerase activity. Gene Ontology annotation, cellular component: cytosol. The transcript has a single exon. NCBI's taxonomy places the organism in Eukaryota, Fungi, Basidiomycota, Malasseziomycetes, Malasseziales, Malasseziaceae. Gene Ontology annotation, biological process: L-tryptophan biosynthetic process.